UGCUGGUAGGAGGACAAGGGUCCAGGCCGAGCAAGCCGAGCGACGAGUUCAGCUGAUGCAACCUAACUGGACCUGCGUGACAGUUCCCGGCACGCGGCGGCGGCGGCGACCGAGAAAGGGGCGCGAGUGCUGGGCUGAGCGCGGGAGACGGAGGGGACAGAGCAUGGGGGACGCUCUGAGCCCUGAAGAGAAGCUGCACCUUAUCACCCGGAACCUGCAGGAGGUUCUCGGGGAAGAGAAAGUGAAGGAGAUACUGAAGGACCGGGAACUUAAAGUUUACUGGGGGACAGCAACCACAGGCAAGCCACAUGUGGCUUACUUUGUGCCUAUGUCUAAGAUCGCGGACUUCCUGAAAGCAGGAUGUGAGGUAACGAUUCUGUUUGCGGAUCUUCACGCGUACCUGGAUAACAUGAAGGCCCCAUGGGAACUUCUAGAACUCCGAACCAGCUAUUAUGAGAAUGUGAUCAAGGCAAUGCUGGAGAGCAUUGGGGUACCCUUGGAGAAGCUCAAGUUCAUCAAAGGCACCGAUUACCAGCUCAGCAAAGAGUACACGCUAGAUGUGUAUCGCCUCUCCUCCGUGGUCACACAGCACGAUGCCAAGAAAGCAGGAGCUGAGGUGGUGAAGCAGGUGGAGCACCCUCUGCUGAGUGGCCUGCUGUACCCAGGGCUGCAGGCCUUGGAUGAAGAGUAUUUGAAAGUAGAUGCCCAGUUUGGAGGAGUUGACCAGAGAAAGAUUUUCACCUUUGCGGAGAAGUACCUCCCUGCACUUGGCUACUCAAAACGGGUCCACCUGAUGAAUCCUAUGGUUCCAGGGUUAACUGGCAGCAAAAUGAGCUCUUCAGAAGAGGAGUCCAAGAUAGAUCUCCUGGAUCGGAAAGAGGAUGUGAAGAAAAAACUGAAGAAGGCCUUCUGUGAGCCAGGGAACGUGGAGAACAACGGCGUUCUGUCCUUCAUCAAGCACGUCCUCUUUCCCCUCAAGUCUGAGUUCGUGAUCCUUCGAGAUGAAAAAUGGGGUGGAAACAAAACCUACACAGCUUACUUGGACCUGGAAAAGGACUUUGCUGAUGAGGUUGUGCACCCUGGAGACCUAAAGAAUUCUGUUGAAGUCGCCCUCAACAAGUUGCUGGAUCCCAUCCGGGAAAAGUUUAAUACCCCUGCACUAAAGAAACUGUCCAGCGCUGCCUACCCAGAUCCCUCGAAGCAGAAGCCAGUUGCCAAAGGCCCAGCCAAGAAUUCAGAACCGGAGGAGGUCAUCCCAUCCCGCCUGGAUAUACGUGUGGGGAGAGUCAUAAGUGUGGACAAGCACCCAGAUGCAGACAGCCUGUAUGUGGAGAAGAUUGAUGUGGGGGAAGCUGAACCACGGACUGUGGUGAGCGGCCUGGUGCAGUUUGCGCCCAGGGAGGAACUGCAGGACAGGCUGGUGGUGGUGCUGUGCAAUCUGAAACCCCAGAAGAUGAGAGGAAUCGAGUCCCAAGGCAUGCUUCUGUGUGCUUCUAUAGAAGGGGCAAGCCGCAAGGUUGAGCCUCUGGACCCUCCUGCUGGCUCUGCUCCUGGUGAGCGAGUGUUUGUGAAGGGCUAUGAGAAAGGCCAACCAGAUGAAGAGCUUAAGCCCAAGAAGAAAGUCUUUGAGAAAUUGCAGGCUGACUUCAAAAUUUCUGAGGAGUGCAUCGCACAGUGGAAGCAAACCAACUUCAUGACCAAGCUAGGGUACAUCUCCUGUAGAUCACUGAAAGGGGGGAACAUCAGCUAGCCAACCUGGCGUCUUCCUCCCUUCUCUCAUCAUCCUGAGUCACCUGCUGUCUCCUUAAUUUGCUCCAUCCAUCAUCUGCUUACCCAUCUCCCAGGACACUGAAGCAGGAAGUUUGGAACUCUGUGAGGUGCAAGACUUGGUGAGGGGCAGCUCAGCCUCCCCAGGAUCCAGGAUCACCCUGUCUGGCUGCAGGGAGAGGCUGACCUCCCAGGUAGUGAUGAGAGCGAGGCAAUGCAGGGAGUGCAGCCCUACCUUCUUCCCUUGGCAGCUGACCUGACAAAUCUGGUUUCAAUAUGAUGUAACUCAGAAAAAGUUUAUGCCAUAAUCCUUGUAACUGGAAAAAUAUUGGUUUCCAGUUUUCCUAGCGUUAUCCCAGCAGCUGUGCCUCUGGCUGGGAUCUGGUGCCUGAACUGGGCUAAUUACAGCCUCUCCCCAACAGGAAACUGUGGGAUUUGAAAAGGGAAGGGAAGGGAAAACAGAGAACCUAGUGGUCUACCAAGUGGUUGGCACCUUUCCCCAAUGCCUGCCAACCCUGAGGCUUGUCGCUGGGGGCAGAGCCUGCCCCGGGACUCCUGGAUUGCCCUUUGAUCCUGCUGGGGGGACACUCCCUAAACCAGCUGCGUGUUAUUGGAUGGCACAGCCUGGUUCUUUCUUCAGGGAGGGUGUGGUACUUCUCCAUAAGGCAUCUCAAUCAGGACCACUAAGUAUCAUUGUCAUAAUUUCAAAUAAAAUGUCUGAACAAGGGUG
Molecule: messenger RNA, 2497 nt
Organism: Mesoplodon densirostris (Blainville's beaked whale)
Lineage: Eukaryota; Metazoa; Chordata; Mammalia; Artiodactyla; Ziphiidae
Gene: YARS1
Product: tyrosyl-tRNA synthetase 1
Exons: 13
Coding region: 56-1750 (564 amino acids)
Biological process (GO): tyrosyl-tRNA aminoacylation
Molecular function (GO): tRNA binding; ATP binding; tyrosine-tRNA ligase activity
Source: RefSeq, a predicted model, not a curated record